Phacochoerus africanus (Common warthog) is the source of this 670-nucleotide messenger RNA. RefSeq names its product small proline rich protein 1B (gene SPRR1B). The record is from RefSeq and is a predicted model, not a curated record. The transcript is spliced from 2 exons. The coding region runs from base 94 to 363 and encodes 89 amino acids. Lineage: Eukaryota; Metazoa; Chordata; Mammalia; Artiodactyla; Suidae.
UAUAAAAGCCAGUUGGCUGGAGACACCACACCAGAUCAGAGUGACCCCACAGCCUGCUCUUCUCUGCAUACCAGGUCCAGCCUCCUUUGAAGCAUGAGUUCCUACCAGCAGAAGCAGCCCUGCACCCCACCCCCCCAGCCUCAGCAGCAGCAGGUGAAACAGCCCUGCCAGCCUCCACCCAAGGAAUCAUGUGUCCCCCAAACCAAGGAGCCCUGCCACCCCAAGGUGCCCGAGCCCUGCCAGCCCAAGAUGCCUGAGCCCUGCCACCCCAAGGUGCCCGAGCCCUGCCACCCCAAGGUUCCAGAGCCUUGUCCCUCACCAGUCAUCCCGGCACCAGCUCAGCAGAAGACCAAGCAGAAGUAAUGGGGUCCACAGCCAAGCUCUUGAGGAACCAACUACUGGAUGCUGAACCCCCACUUCUCCCAUUCUGAUUAUGAGUCCCACUUGCCUUGCAAUCAGCAUGCUGUCACCCUGAGUCACAGACCUUAAUUUACACACUAAAAACAUGCUAGAAGGCACGUUGAGACUCUAACCCUCUGAAUUAGGCUGAGGGUCUGGGUACCUUAGAACUUUAGCUAUCAGCUACUCAGGAUGCAUCUGAAGGGGGACUUGAGGUGAAAACAUGUGGCUCAGCUUUGUUCUUCCCUCAUUAAAUGUAUUUUCAAUUCUA